Molecule: messenger RNA, 7803 nt
Organism: Aspergillus mulundensis
Lineage: Eukaryota; Fungi; Ascomycota; Eurotiomycetes; Eurotiales; Aspergillaceae
Product: type I polyketide synthase
Exons: 4
Coding region: 1-7803 (2600 amino acids)
Biological process (GO): secondary metabolite biosynthetic process; fatty acid biosynthetic process
Molecular function (GO): phosphopantetheine binding; fatty acid synthase activity; oxidoreductase activity
Source: RefSeq, a predicted model, not a curated record
AUGGGUAGCACAUCCCAUUCACAAGAGCCCGCCAGCGAGCCCAUCGCCAUCAUCGGCCUGUCCUGCAAAUUCGCCGGCUCCGCAGACAGUCCCGAGAAGCUAUGGGAGAUGCUCGCAGAAGGACGGAACGCGUGGUCGGAGAUUCCUGAGAGCAGGUUCAACCAUAAGGCCGUUUACCAUCCUGAUAGUGAGAAGUUGGGGACGACACAUGUCAAGGGGGCUCACUUCCUAGAGCAAGAUGUCGGCUUGUUCGACGCGGCAUUCUUCAACUACUCCGCUGAGACUGCUGCUACGCUCGACCCGCAAUUCCGCUUCCAGCUGGAGUCUGUAUACGAGGCUCUCGAAAAUGCCGGCCUAACAAUCCCCUCCAUCGCCGGCACAAACACCUCCGUCUACGCCGGCGUCUUCACACACGACUACCACGAAGGCCUAAUCCGGGACGAAGACAAACUGCCCCGAUUCCUCCCAAUCGGAACCCUCUCCGCCAUGUCCUCGAACCGCAUAUCGCAUUUCUUCGACCUCAAGGGCGCCAGCAUGACCGUCGACACGGGCUGCUCCACUGCGCUGGUCGCGCUGCACCAAGCCGUCCUUGGCUUACGGACCGGCGAAGCAGACAUGUCCAUUGUGUCGGGGUGCAACAUCAUGCUGAGCCCGGAUAUGUUCAAGGUGUUCUCGAGUCUGGGGAUGCUGAGCCCCGACGGGAAGAGCUACGCGUUUGAUUCACGGGCGAACGGGUACGGAAGAGGCGAAGGCGUUGCGACGAUCAUCGUGAAGAGGCUGUCUGAUGCGUUGCGGGAUGGGGAUCCAGUGCGUGGCGUGAUCCGCGAGAGCUUUCUGAACCAGGACGGAAAGACCGAGACCAUUACUUCGCCCAGCCAGGAAGCGCAGGAGGCGCUGAUCCGUGAAUGUUAUCGACGUGCUGGGCUCUCGCCGGCAGACACGCAGUACUUCGAGGCGCAUGGGACGGGCACUCCCACCGGUGAUCCGAUCGAGGCGCGCUCGAUUGCGGCGGUCUUUGGGGACCGUGAGCAGCCGCUGCGGAUUGGCAGUGUCAAGACGAAUAUCGGACAUACAGAAGCUGCCUCUGGUCUUGCGGGGCUUAUCAAGGUUGUGCUGGCUAUGGAGAAGGGGUAUAUCCCGCCGAGCGUGAACUUUGAGUCUCCGAAUCCGAAGUUGAAGCUGGACGAGUGGAAGUUGAAGGUUGCGGAGAGGCUGGAGGAGUGGCCGGUGCCUGCUGACCAGCCGUGGCGGGCGAGUGUCAAUAACUUUGGAUAUGGAGGGACGAAUAGCCAUGUUAUUGUUGAGGGAGUACCGAGGAGGCAGCUAGAAAACGGACAUGUCAAUGGCAAGGCCAAGGUCAAGACAGAAAGCAAAGUGCUGCUCUUUUCUGGCCGCGAUGAACAGGCUUGCCAGCGGAUGGUUUCCAACACGAUGGAAUACCUGCAACAGCGCAAGGAGAAAGAGCCGGACAUGACGCCCGAGCAGGUCAACGCCCUCAUGCAGAACCUCGCCUGGACCCUCACCCAGCACCGAACGAGGUUCUCCUGGGUUUCCGCAAUUCCCGUUAAGUACUCAGCCUCUCUCGACACCGUCAUCGACGCCCUUGAGUCCCCAGCGCCAACAUCCAAGCCCGUCCGGAUCCCGGACACCCCAGCCCGCAUCGGCAUGGUCUUCACCGGCCAAGGUGCACAAUGGCACGCCAUGGGCCGCGAGCUGAUCACCCCCUACCCCGUCUUCCGAGCAACCCUAGAUGAGGCAGAGCGGUACCUCAACGAACUAGGAGCGGACUGGUCUCUCACAGAAGAAUUGAGCAAAGAUGCUGGAACAACAAGAGUCAACGACACAGGCCUCAGCAUUCCCAUCUGCGUCGCCGUGCAGAUUGCUCUCGUUCGCCUCCUCAAGAGCUGGGGCAUCACCGCGUCAGCAGUAACAUCCCACUCGUCCGGCGAGAUCGCCGCCGCGUAUACAGUCGGUGCUCUCUCACUGCGUCAGGCGAUGGCCGUCGCAUAUUACCGCGCUGCCAUGGCCGCCGAUCCGACGCUGAGAAGUGCCGAUGGGCCCAAAGGCGCGAUGGUGGCUGUUGGUGUGGGCAAGGAUGCAGCGCAGGGGUACCUGGAGCGGAUUGGCAAGUCCGCCGGUAAGGCUGUUGUUGCGUGCAUCAACAGCCCCAGCAGCAUUACCAUUGCCGGUGAUGAGUCGGCCAUAGUCGCAGUUGAGAAGCUUGCCACAGAGGAAGGCGUCUUUGCACGGAAGCUCAAGGUUGAGACAGGAUACCACUCGCACCAUAUGGAGCCGAUCGCAGGCCCAUAUCGCGAGGCCCUCCGUGCUGCUUUGGCGAAGGAUGAGGUUGAGGUAAAUGGUAAGAGCCAGGAUAUUCCUGGCUUUACUGACGCAGUUGAGAAGGGCAGCUUGGAUAGCAUCAUCUUCUCGUCCCCCGUCACCGGUGGCCGGGUGACAAGCGCCAAAGUCCUUUCUGACCCUGAGCACUGGGUCCGCAGUCUGCUCCAGCCUGUCCGCUUUGUUGAAUCCUUCAGCGACAUGGUGCUUGGCUCGACGGACAGCAGCAACCUCGAUGUCAUCCUCGAAGUCGGGCCUCAUACAGCCCUCGGCGGACCCAUCAAGGAGAUCCUCGCCCUGCCCGAAUUCAACAGCAAGAACAUCAACAUCCCAUACAUGGGAUGUCUAGUCCGCAAAGAAGACGCGCGCGACUGCAUGCUCACGGCAGCACUUAACUUUCUGUCCAAGGGCCACGCUGUCGACCUGCUGCAUCUGAGCUUCCCAUCCGGUCUUCCCCAGCUCCAGGUGCUUACCGACCUCCCCUCAUACCCCUGGAACCACAGCAUCAGGCACUGGUCAGAGUCGCGCCGCAACGCCGCAUACCGCAAGCGCAGCCAGGAGCCGCACGACCUUCUUGGUGCGCUAGAGCCAGGGACAAACCCCGACGCCGCGGCGUGGAGGCACAUCGUCAAGCUCUCUGAAGCACCCUGGCUGCGGGACCACGUUGUCCAGGGGAACAUCCUCUACCCGGGUGCUGGCUUCGUGUGUCUCGCCAUCGAGGCCAUCAAAAUGCAAGCUGCGAUAAACGGUACCGAGAACGUGACAGGGUUCAAGCUGCGUGAUGUCGAGAUCCACCAGGCGCUGGUCAUUGCAGAUAACGCCGACGGCGUCGAAGUCCAGACGGUCCUGCGGUCUGUGGAUAGCAAGACAAUCGGCGCAAGAGGGUGGAGGCAGUUCGAGAUCUGGUCUGUCAGCGCAGACAGUGAGUGGACGGAGCACGCGAGGGGUCUGAUUACCGUUGACACCGAGACAAAGUCGCACAUGGCUGCUGGAAGCUCUCUCGAUGAAUCAGGCUACACGCGCCGCAUUGACCCGCAGGACAUGUUCGCCAGCCUCCGAGCGAAGGGCCUCAACCAUGGCCCCAUGUUCCAGAACACAUUGAGUAUCCUGCAGGAUGGACGGGCGAAGGAGCCGCAGUGUGUCGUCGAUAUCAAGAUCGCCGAUGUGUCGAGCAAGAAGGAUAGUGGGCGCAUGAGCGUCUUGCAUCCGACAACUCUUGACUCAAUCGUACUCUCUUCAUAUGCUGCAGUCCCCAGCUCUGAUCCGUCCAACGACGACAGCGCCCGUGUGCCCCGAUCGAUCCGCAAACUGUGGGUGUCAAGCAAGAUCAGCAGCGCCCCUGGGCAUACAUUCACCUGCAACGUCAAGAUGCCGCACCAUGAUGCGCAGAGCUACGAGGCAAACGUCAGCGUUGUUGACGGACCAGAGGCCAUGGUUGAAAUGACCGGGCUUGUCUGCCAAUCGCUCGGCCGCAGCGCACCAGCCGAAGACAAGGAGCCCUGGACGAAGGAACUCUGCUCGAACGUGCAAUGGGGCCCGGACCUUGCCCUCUCGCUUGGCCUUCCAGGCGCCCAAGACGCAAUCGACAAGCGUCUCAAUACCCUCCGCGACCAAAACCCCGAUGACAGGAGUAUCGAGGUGCAGACGGUUCUCCGCCGGGUCUGCGUCUACUUCAGCCACGAUGCAUUGUCAGCCCUGACGAAGGAGGACAUCUCGAAUCUCGCGUCCCACCACGUCAAGUUCUACAAGUGGAUGCAAGACACCGUCAACCUGGCCAACUCAUGCCGCUGGAGCUCCGACAGCGACACCUGGAUCCAUGACUCCCCGUCAGUGCGAGAGAAGUACAUCGCCCUCGCUGACUCCCAGACCGUCGACGGAGAACUCAUCUGCCAGCUUGGCCCGCUGCUCCUCCCCAUCCUCCGAGGCGAGCGAGCCCCGCUGGAAGUCAUGAUGGAGGGACGCCUGCUAUACAAGUACUACGCGAACGCCUACAGACUCGAGCCCGCCUUCGAGCAGCUCAAGUCCCUGCUCAACGCCGUGCUGCACAAGAACCCGCGCGCCCGGAUCCUCGAAAUCGGCGCGGGAACAGGCGCCGCAACUCGCCACGCCCUGAAAACACUCGGCACAGACGAAGACGGCGGCCCGCGCUGCGAGAGCUGGCACUUCACCGACAUCUCGUCUGGCUUCUUCGAAGCCGCGCGCACCGAGUUCGCGACGUGGGGGAAUCUCCUUGAAUUCAAUAAACUCGACAUCGAGCAGGAUCCUGAGGCGCAGGGGUUCAAGCUGGGCAGCUAUGAUGUCGUCGUUGCGUGCCAGGUUCUGCACGCGACGAAGAGCAUGCAUCGCACCAUGAGCAAUGUGCGGUCGUUGAUGAAGCCCAACGGCACGCUGUUGCUUAUGGAGACGACGCAGGACCAGAUCGAUCUGCAGUUUAUCUUUGGUCUGCUGCCUGGGUGGUGGUUGAGUGAGGAGCCGGAGCGGCACUCGAGUCCCAGUUUGAGUAUUGGCAUGUGGGAUCGCGUGCUUAAGGGCGCUGGGUUCACGGGCGUGGAGAUUGACUUGCGUGAUGUGAAUGUUGGUACGGAGAGUGAUCUAUAUGGGAUCAGCAAUAUUAUGAGUACGGCGGUGGAUGUGAGCUCUAGCCCUAAGGUGGGUGCCAGCAAGGUGGUCAUUGUGACGAGUGAUAAGGCCUCUCCAAAGGGGGAAUGGCUGAAGGGACUACAAGAGGCUAUUGCUCAGGCUGCUGGGGAGAAUGCCCUCCCAGAAGUUGUGUCUCUUGGGUCACCCUUUGUCACGGCAGACACCUUCAAGUCCAAACUGGCCGUCUUCAUCGGCGAGCUCGAUGCGCCUGUUCUAGCCUCCCUCGACGCCACCGACCUAGAGGGUAUCAAGACCAUGGCCCUCGCCUGCAAAGGCCUUCUCUGGCUGACCCGCGGCGGCGCAGUGGAAUGCACAGAGCCCGAAAGCGCCCUCGCCUCAGGGUUCGUCCGCGUCCUGCGCACCGAGUAUCUCGGCCGACGGUUCCUGACUCUUGACCUGGACCCGUCAGAUACGAGCAGUGAAGCUGAAAUUUCUGCCAUCGUGCACGUCCUCAGUUCCCGACUUGCCGCUGACACGCCCGCCCCCAUCGAAAGCGAGUUCGCCCUGCGCGACGGCCUCCUCCUCGUCCCGCGCCUAUACAAGGACGUCGUCUGGAAUGCUCUCCUAGAGCCCGAAGUCCCCGACUGGGCUUCUCCCGAGUCCAUUCCCGAAGCUCCUCUCUUCCAAGCCAAGCGGCCACUGAAACUGGAAGUCGGGAUUCCCGGGCUACUGGAUACACUAGCCUUCGGCGACGACCCCGACGCCCUUGAUGCCAGUAUCCCCGAUGAGAUGGUUGAGAUUGAACCCCGCGCGUAUGGGCUCAACUUCCGCGAUGUCAUGGUUGCCAUGGGUCAGCUCAAGGAGCGUGUAAUGGGUCUCGAGUGCGCGGGUAUCAUCACGCGCGUUGGGGCUGAGGCUGCGGCGCAGGGGUUCGCGGUGGGAGACCACGUCAUGGCGCUGCUGCUGGGGCCGUUCAGUUCUCGUGCACGGGUGACAUGGCAUGGUGUGAUAAACAUGCCCGAGGGGAUGAGUUUCGAAGACGCAGCGUCCAUUCCUAUGAUUUUCACCACAGCAUAUGUGGCCUUGGUGCAGGUCGCAAGACUGUCUCACGGACAGUCCGUCCUCAUCCACGCCGCGGCUGGAGGAGUCGGACAGGCUGCAGUGAUGCUGGCUAAGGACUACCUCGGCGCGGAGGUGUACGCAACCGUAGGCUCACAAGAGAAGCGCGACCUCCUGAUCAACGAGUACGGCAUCCCCGACGACCACAUCUUCAACUCGCGCGAUGCCUCCUUCGCACCCGCUGUCCUCGCCGCAACGAACGGCCAGGGCGUCGACUGCGUCCUCAACUCCCUCGGCGGGUCUCUGCUCCAAGCCAGCUUCGAAGUCCUCGCGCCGUUUGGCUCCUUCGUCGAAAUCGGCAAACGCGAUCUCGAGCAGAACAGCCUGCUUGAGAUGGGCACCUUCACCCGGGCCGUCUCCUUCACCUCCCUGGACAUGAUGACUCUCCUCCGCCGGCGCGGAAACGAAGCGCAUCGCGUCAUGAGUGAGCUUGCACGCUUGGCUGGCCAGGGCAUCAUCAAGCCCGUCCACCCAGUGACUGUGUACCCGAUGCGCCAGGUCGACAAGGCAUUCCGUCUCCUGCAGACAGGAAAGCACCUGGGAAAGUUGGUGCUCUCGACAGCACCAGACGAGGAAGUCAAGGUCCUCCCUCGCCCAGCUACACCCAAACUCCGUCCCGACGCAUCGUACCUCCUAGUCGGGGGCGUCGGAGGCCUCGGCCGCUCCCUAGCAAACUGGAUGGUCGAGCACGGCGCAAAGAACCUCAUCCUGCUCUCCAGAAGCGCAGGCAAACAAAACAGCAGCCCCUUCAUCAACCAGCUCCGAGCCGCAGGCUGCCGCGUCGCCGCCAUAUCCUGCGACGUCUCCGACGAGAACGACCUCGACCGCGCCCUCACCACAGCCUCAACCCUCGGCCUCCCCGCCAUCCGCGGCGUGAUCCAGGGCGCGAUGGUCCUGCAGGACUCCAUCCUCGAGCAAAUGAGCAUAGCCGACUGGAACGCCGCCAUCAAGCCCAAAGUCGCCGGAACACGCAACCUUCACACGCGCUUCUCAACCCGCAACUCCCUCGACUUCUUCGUCAUGCUCUCCUCCCUCUCCGCGAUCCUCGGCUGGGCAAGUCAAGCCUCCUACGCCGCAGGCGGAACAUACCAGGACGCCCUGGCCCGCUGGCGCACCGCACACGGCCUCCCCGCCGUAUCGCUCGACAUGGGCGUGAUCAAAGACGUAGGCUACGUCGCGGAAUCACGGACCGUCGCAGACAGACUGCGGAAAGUCGGACAGUCCCUCCGGCUGUCUGAGGACUCCAUCCUCGCAACCCUGGCGACAUCCAUCCUGCACCCCUUCGGCCGCCCGCAGCUCCUGCUCGGCCUGAACUCCGGCCCCGGAAGCCACUGGGACCCCAGCAGCGACAGCCAAAUGGGCCGCGACGCGCGGUUCAUGCCGCUGCGGUACCGCAAGCCUGCGUCUACUAAAUCUACCGCGACCACAGCAGCAGAAGGCGAAUCUGAACCGCUCUCGUCAAAACUCAAGUCCGCAGACUCCCCUGACACAGCGGCUCAACAUGUCGGCGGCGCCAUUGCAACCAAGCUAGCGGAUAUCUUCAUGGUCCCUGUGGCGGACAUCGAUCUGGCUAAACCGCCGAGCGCGUAUGGCGUCGACUCGCUGGUUGCCGUGGAGCUGCGCAAUAUGCUGGUCCUCCAGGCGGCGUGUGACGUGAGCAUAUUUAGUAUCCUGCAGAGCGUGAGUCUUGCGGCGUUGGCGGGGAUGGUGGUGGAGCGGAGUGCGCAUUUCGAGGGCGUGAGCGGGGCGAUCGCGGUUGCUGCUUGA